GUCAUUCCUUAAUUUCUUAGAUUUCAGAAUUGAAAUCAAAGCCAAAUAGGAAAUCAAUCUUCUGCAAUUCCACCAAAGUCUCAUAAGCCAAACUACCUUCUUCUAAAAACCCUGAAUCUUACCUGGAAGAAUGGAAGACGACCAACCAACCACCCUUGCCAUCACGUUACCUUCUUCUUAACCAAACCUUUUCUUUCCUUUGCGUUUUGGUAACCAUUUAACCUAACACAUCGAAGAGUAAGAGCUGGGUCUUUAUUAACCAACCAAAAUACCAUACUAAGCAACAUAUAGGAGCACCGGAGGAGCAUGGAGGACUUCCCACAAGACCUCAUCCUCAACAUCCUUUCAAGACUACCUGUGAAGCUUCUUAUCCAAUCUAGAUGUGUAUCUAAACUCUGGUGCAACCUAGUCGACAGCCAAUGUCUCGCAAGCAUGCACCUUCGACAAGGCUCCGAAGAACCCAGCCUUCUUCUCGUUGCAUGUCCCACUGGUAAGGCAAGUAUAACAAGUCUGUAUUUGCUUAAAGAAGACAGAGGGACUCUCAGGACAAGUCAUAAUGCAACUAUGCAGAUUUUGAAUUCUCGCAAGUAUGGUCCAUGGUGUUCCUGCAAUGGCUUGCUUUGUUUCGCCAGACAUGGUGAUGGGCUGCUUUCUUCUAGACACGAUGGUCGGGAGCUUGUCUUCAUAUGUAAUCCUCUCAGAGGCGACGUUUUAACUCUACCACCGAUAACUACGAUAUCACCAGUACCUGUGGGACAGAAAUAUGGAUUAGGCUAUUAUCCUUCAACCAAAGAAUACAAAGUAGUAAGAAUAUUCUAUCAUGCUUUUGAUGGGAUCAAUGACCAAUACAGCUUUGGCGCCGAGAUAUACACUUUGCGUAGCAAGUCUUGGAGAGACGUCCGCAGCACACCUCCUUAUGCAGUCACUGGAAAACCUGUAUUUGCAGAGGGUUCCUUGCACUGGAUGAUCAAUUCUGAACUACAUCCCAACAAAACAGAGCAUGUGAUCUUAUCAUUCAACAUUGCAAGAGAGGAAUUUAGUGUGAUGCCCCAUCCUGACAUUGGAUUGAAAAAUCAUGAUAUGUUGGCACUGGUUGACUUGGGUGGGUCUUUGUCUCUAGUUGAUUCUUCAUCAGAUAAACACAUUUUGAUAUGGGUAUUGAAGGAUUACAACAAGAGGUGCUGGCUCAGAGAAUAUUGUAUCAGUAUAAAAGCACCCGAAGGGUGGAGUGGGAGGUCGAAUAAUGGACAUAUUAGAGUCAUAGGCUUCUGGGAGCAUGGGGAGAUAUUGCUCACUUCAAGUGAGGAUAGUUUUUUCUCAUUUAAUCCUAGGACUGAUGCACUCAGGUAUGUCCAUGUCUCGGUUCUUCCACAUGACAUAGCAAGAUCAGAAGUCUAUGGACAUACAGGAAGUCUGGUGUCCCUCAAGGCUUAUGACUUAACUGCAAAGAUAGAUGUAAAUGCAGUGCAAGACAGUUGCAACCUAGAAGCUACAGCACAGAAAUUGGAACAAUGAGGUUCUUUAUGUACUCCGCUAAUGUUUCUCUAUCUGAGAUUGUUUAUUCUUCAGUAGAAUCAUUUUGGGAGAAGUUCAAGGAUCUCUCUUUUUUUAUAUUAGUAGAAAAUCUUGGUCUCUUCACUGAGUUAACAUAA
Messenger RNA from Macadamia integrifolia, 1652 nucleotides. RefSeq names its product F-box protein At3g07870-like. The coding region runs from base 307 to 1515 and encodes 402 amino acids. NCBI's taxonomy places the organism in Eukaryota, Viridiplantae, Streptophyta, Magnoliopsida, Proteales, Proteaceae. The record is from RefSeq and is a predicted model, not a curated record. The transcript has a single exon. Gene Ontology annotation, molecular function: protein binding.